This is a messenger RNA of Linepithema humile (Argentine ant), 11950 nucleotides long. It is a transcript of the gene na, whose product is annotated as sodium leak channel non-selective protein na. NCBI's taxonomy places the organism in Eukaryota, Metazoa, Arthropoda, Insecta, Hymenoptera, Formicidae. Gene Ontology annotation, cellular component: membrane. The record is from RefSeq and is a predicted model, not a curated record. Gene Ontology annotation, molecular function: ABC-type transporter activity; ATP binding; ATP hydrolysis activity. Gene Ontology annotation, biological process: transmembrane transport.
UUGUUACACAUUUAGAUUAUUUAAUAUCCUUAAAAUUAUUUACAACAAUCUUGGAAAUUGACAGAUGACGUAGGAAAGAUUAGUAAAACCAAACAAAACUCUAUCUUGUCAAACUUCGCAUACAUUCAUAUACUUCACUACAUUCAAUGCUCUGCAUUCAUCCAAUAUUUCCCAUUCAUAGAAGAACCUAACCUACCCAUUCAAAAAUCCAUAUAUUCAUAUCUGGAAAACCAAUCUAUUCAAAGAUUCAUUUAAGAAUCCAUUUAUUUAUUCGGAAAAUUCAUUUACUGCAGAACUCAUCUGUUUACAUCAACUUUACAGAACUGUAUAAGCAUUUAGACAUGAAACUCAAGGAUCGUGGAUGUUUAUAAUCUUUUCGAACACCCUUUAUAUAGUCGCGGUCAAGUCAUGCAACGCAAUACGCCGUAUACAUCACGUCCAAUCACGCACGCUUCAUUAAGUAAACAAUGCACGCAGAUUUCCUUGUAAUCUUCCAAGGGAAGCACGUUGUUCAGGAAACAAUUGAAGUUCAGUAAAGCGAAGUUUAGAUUAGAAGUACAAACAUAACGAUGCUCGCCGAGAAACGCGAUGAACGCGAGCGACGGUUACAUUAAUAACUCUAUUACCUCAUUUUAUUUUGGACGUUCGACGGCAUCUGCCUGGAAUCUACCUCAAGCGACACUUUCAACCGUAAACAUCGAAAGGAACUGGUAUAUAAUUUCUCGUGAAUUUUAUUGUCGACGCUGUCGACAAUAAACAAGGACGCUUACAUCUCUAACCGCAAUCUCCAAAAAAGGUGUCGAAUUGUUUGUGUUUCGCUCCUCCACAGCUUGGAUUCAGCUCUAAUUCGGGAAGAGAAAGGUAUAUGUGCCAUGUGCACGGCGCAUCAUUGUACGCUCCCCUCCUCUCUGGUUGCGCGCGAUAAGCGGAAAUUCAAAAAAUACGCACCUCUCUCCCGCACAUUAUUAAUGAUGCCGAGAGAUUAAGCUCUUAUCAGUGUCACGCCAAUGUAGCCGGUGAUUAUUUCUCGUUGUGAACAAGAGUAUCGUGGUAGAUCGCUUGUUCUAUCGAAGGUAAACUUGGCAUAUCCUGUGAAAAUGGACCAAACGACAAAAGGCAAGAAUAGUAAUGACAAGCCGGCUGAAAAUAAUACACAAUCACAUAAUGAAAGAUCUUUGGAACUUGAUAGGCAACAGCAAUCCCUGCUACCAAAAGCGAGCGGAAGUACAGCCAGACAAAUUAGAGAAUAUGUUCCAAGGUCUGGCAUAAAAAAAUAUAAUAACGCCCUGAGCAACUUGAUACCAGUACGAUAUCAAAAGGAGAAAAAAGAGAAUUCACCAGCGGAUAAUGCAGGAUUAUUUUCUUACGUGUAUAUAACAUGGAUGACACCGUAUUUACGUAAAGCUUAUAAGAAAGGACUCACGAUAAAAGACUUACCGAACAUUUCAGUGUAUGAUACCUGCGAGUACAACGCACUCAGACUCGAUGUACUCUGGCAACAGGAGUUAAGUAAAAACGGUCCCAACGCAGCGUCCUUUUCCAUGGUUGCAUGGAGAUUUGUGCGCACAAGAGUUUUUAUAUCAUGCCUUUUAUUGAGUUGUUCUCUUAUCUUCGGAUUUAUAAGCCCUACGAUAUUAAUGAGGAAGAUACUGGAGCACGUACAGUCUCCAGAGGAGGACUUUUGGGAUGGAUUCAAAUGGGUCGCGCUGCUGACACUGUGUGAUUCCCUGCGUGCAUUCUUUUUCACCUGGACAUGGAAUAUGAAUUACAAAACUGGAUUACGACUGAAGUCAGCUUGUACAGCUCUGUUGUACAAAAAGAUUAUUAGACUGAACAGUCUCGGCAAUAAAAGUACAGGAGAAGUGAUCAAUUUAUUCUGCAAUGACAGUCAAAGACUUUUUGAUGUCAUCAUUUACGGGCCGAUGAUUAUCAGCGGGCCGAUAGUCAUAAGUUUUGGUAUAAUUUACAUAUUGUCGUUGUUCAGUCCCAUCGCUUUAGUAGGAAUGAUAGCCUUCCUCUCGUUUUACCCGUGCCAGUACUUGAUCUCCCGCGCGACCGGAUACUUCCGCUCGAAAUCUGUAACUAUCACGGAUGCUCGGGUGCGGCUCAUGAAUGAAAUUCUAGAAUGCAUUAAAUUGAUCAAGAUGUAUUCCUGGGAGAAACACUUUAGCCAGAAACUUCUCGCCAUACGUAAGAAGGAAGAACAUUGGCUUCAUCAGACUGCGUAUUUUCAAAGCCUCAGCAUUUCUUUAACACCUGCUAUACCUGUGAUAUCCGCAAUCAUUACGUUCUUAGCGCAUGUCGCCUCUGGCAGUGGAUUAACGGCCGCUCAGGCUUUCCCAAUGACCACAUUAUUCGGAAAUUUGCUUAGACUGGCGCUUACGUCACUUAAGGAUACCACACGAUAUUUUAUCAGCGCUCUCAUAGCUCUUAGAAGAUUCAAGGUGUUUCCCUUCGUAUCGGUACUCAAUGCUCAAAUUCGUACCUCUUUCAUGUUUUUGCAAGUGGCCUUAGUUAAUAUCACUGCAGUAAAGAUAACUUUUGGCAGAAUAAAGAGCGUGUUGCUGCUGGACGAGUGCAAUAAUCAAGUAUCGAAGCCGAUUGUGAGAUCGCAAGCGGUUGCCAUCGCCAACGGUACUUUUGUUUGCGACAGCGUGAAGCUUCAAACGGACGCGUCGACUAACGACAAGAAGAAAAAAUCGACGCCGGCCACGGACAAUCCGCUGGAACUGGAGAGCCUGAAUCAAUCGACUCAACAAGCCAAACACGUCGAGGUUCUCAGCGAUAUUCAUUUCGGAGCGCCCAAGGGAAAGCUGGUCGGAAUCUGCGGUCACGUGGGCAGCGGCAAGUCCAGCCUGCUGCUGGCGGCUCUGGGACAACUCAAGAUGACGAAGGGACACAUCCUGCGGGAGGGCACCUGCGCCUACGUUAGUCAACAGGCGUGGAUCGUCAGCGGCACCUUCAAGGAAAACGUCCUGUUCGGCGAGGAGUUCGAUGCCAAGCGUUACUAUCACGCGAUCACGAUUUGCGACUUGAAGGAGGAUCUGAACAUGCUGCCCGGCGGCGACGACACUGAAAUCGGCGAGAGAGGAAUCAAUCUGUCCGGCGGGCAGAAGCAGAGAGUCGCGCUGGCACGAGCGUAUUACGCCAAUCGGGACGUUUACUUCCUCGAUGAUCCUUUGAGUGCGGUCGAUCCAUACGUCGGCUCGUAUAUAUUUCAGAAAUUGAUCGUCGAGGCUCUUGGGAACAAGUCUGUUCUAUUUGUGACACAUAAUAUCCAGUUUUUGAAGUGUUGCGACGAGAUCUAUAUGAUGAGCGAGGGCAAGAUUGUGGAGAAUGGAACCCACGAGGAGCUUAUGCGACUCGACAGGGAAUAUGCAUCGAUGGUGAAGAGCGGCACGGUUGCAGCGGAAGACAACUUGCCAGCUGGAAAAUCUACUGGAACAAUGCAGAAAAACAUCAGUAUCGAUGAAUCAAACUCGCAAAAGACUGAGCCUGGAGAGAAAAAAAACUACGGAAAGGAAAAGUCGUACAAAGUUGCAACUUUAACAGUGGCCGAAAAAGCUGAAACCGGAGCUGUCAAGUCGCACACUUAUCAUACGUAUGUACAAGCCACAGGUGGUUAUUUAGUCGCGAUUCUCGUGUUCUUUACGUUCUUUUUGAACGUAGGCAGCUCAGCGUUUAGCACCUGGUGGCUCGCCGUGUGGAUCAAGGCUGGCGGCGGCAAUGUGACUGUGCCGGGAAGUAACGAUACCGUAUACUCGGAGAACAUAAACGCCAAUCCUAACUUCUCGUAUUAUCAAAACGUAUACGGCGCGUGCAUCGCCGGUAUAUUAUUAACAAGUUUUAUUCGUGGCGUGGUCAUCAUGUUUGCCACGAUAAAAGCCUCGACCACAUUGCACAACACGUUUCUUCACAAGGUCAUCAAUUCCCCGUUGAAGUUCUUCGAGACCACUCCGAGCGGCAGAAUACAAAAUGUUUUCAGUCGAGACAUAGACGAGAUUGAUAAUUAUUUACCCAUCUCGAUAGAAAACAUGGUGCAAAAUAUUUUUACAUGUAGUUUUGCUAUUUUCUUUAUUUGCGGCAUAUUGCCCUGGUUUUCCAUACCGUUAUUUCUAUUCGGCGCAUUGUUCUUCUUUGUUAGCAAAAUGUUCAGAAUAGGCAUGAGGGACUUAAAGAGAAUGGAAAGCGUCUCGCGGUCUCCAGUUUUAAGUUUUGUCACGACAACAAUCCAAGGUUUGAACACGAUUCACGCAUUCCAAAAGGAGAAAAAUUUCAUAUACAGAUUCGAAGAGUUAUUCAAUGCGAACAACUUGUGCCAGUACCUGUGUCAAGCGGCGAUGAGAUGGUCUGCCGUGAGGUUGGACACAUUGGUGAUCGCCUCAUCCUGCAUAACCGCGUUACUUGUUAUUUCGUUUAAGAACGAAUUAUCACCCGCCUUUGCCGGUCUGGCUAUGGCGUACGCUACACAGAUGACCGGCGUUUUUCAAUAUACGGUCAGACUGAUGUCUGAGACAGAGGUGCGCUUUAUAAGCGUAGAAAGAAUCAGUUACUACCUCAAGACCUUGCAGAGAGAAGGCGCGAGCAAAACGGUCGCCGUUAAACCAGCGGAUGACUGGCCUUCUCGUGGCAAAAUAGAAUUUAAAGCUGUUCGAAUGAGAUACAGAGAAGAACUACCGCUCGUAUUGAUUGAUGUCUCGUUUAACAUAAAAGCUGGGGAGAAAAUAGGUAUCGUGGGUCGCACGGGAUCCGGCAAAAGCUCCGUAGUCGUGGCUUUAUUCCGAUUGGUCGAGAUUUGCGAGGGUAUCAUUAAAAUCGACGGUGUUGAUAUUUCAAAAUUAGAGUUGGAUACAUUGAGAAGUAGGCUGUCUAUCAUUCCUCAAGAUCCAAUUUUAUUCAGUGGAAGCAUAAGAUCGAAUUUGGACCCCUUUAAUCGGCACACCGAUUUGGAUAUUUGGAGCGCUCUUGAAAAGACUCAGAUGAAAAACAAGGUGUCGAUUAUGCCGGGAAAUCUUGAUGCUUCCGUUGGAUUUGGUGGCAAUAACUUAAGCGUCGGUGAAAGACAGCUGCUUUGUCUAACGAGAGCUUUAUUACACAGCACUAAAGUAUUGAUUCUGGAUGAAGCCACGGCCGCGGUCGAUCCGGAAACCGAAGCGGCAGUGCAGAACACCCUGCAGAAUGAAUUCGCGGAUUGCACCGUGCUUACGAUCGCUCAUCGUCUGCAAACGAUUGUUGCGUGCGAUCGUAUUCUCGUUAUGAGCGACGGCCUCACCAUUGCGAACAUAAUUCCUAUUAUGAUGCUGGGGAGGAAGCAGAGCCUCAAGGGGGAACCCGUCCUGGCCGAUUACGGUCCGGAGGAGUCCCUCAAUGAGAGCGCUGAUAUAGAGUGGGUCAACAAGCUGUGGGUGAGGAGGUUGAUGCGAAUUUGCGCCCUAGUCUCGUUGGCUUCCGUUUGCUUAAACACCCCGAAAACCUUUGAGAAAAUACCAUACCUUGAAUAUAUUAUCUUUACUUGCGAUCUAAUAGUCACAUUUCUGUUCACCGCCGAAAUGAUCGCCAAAAUGCACAUACGAGGGAUAUUGAAGAGGGACAAGUCUUACCUAAAGGACCAUUGGUGCCAAUUCGACGCGAGUAUGGUGAUCUUUCACUGGAUAUCUGUGAUUAUGCAAAUGUUCGAAAUGUUGGGUUUCCUCGUCAAGUUUAGUUACGCCUCGGUCAUGCGAGCACCGCGGCCGCUGAUUAUGAUACGCUUCCUCCGAGUCUUCCUCAAGUUUUCGAUGCCCAAAGCCAGGAUCAACCAGAUUUUCAAACGCUCGAGCCAGCAAAUCUACAACGUAACGCUUUUUUUCCUGUUCUUCAUGUCCCUUUACGGUCUUUUGGGUGUGCAAUUUUUUGGCGAGCUGAAAAACCACUGUGUGUUGAACUCGACCAAGUCGCGUUAUAUCACGCUCAACAGCCUGGCUGUUCCCGACACGUUCUGCUCCACUGAACCAGAAUCCGGAUACCAGUGCCCUGAAGGAAUGUCCUGCAUGAAGCUGGAGUUGUCCAAGUAUAUCAUAGGCUUCAAUGGAUUUGACGAAUUUGCCACGAGUAUCUUCACCGUGUACCAAGCGGCCUCUCAGGAAGGAUGGGUGUUCAUUAUGUAUCGUGCGAUCGACAGUCUACCGGCGUGGCGCGCGGUUUUCUACUUCAGCACGAUGAUAUUCUUCUUGGCCUGGUUGGUGAAGAAUGUCUUCAUUGCUGUUAUCACAGAGACGUUUAACGAAAUUCGGGUGCAGUUCCAGCAAAUGUGGGGAGUCAGAGGUCACAUUAGCAACAGUUCAGCUUCGCAGAUAUUAAUUGGGGAUGACAAUGGUUGGAAAUUAGUGCCAUUAGACGAGAAUAAGCACGGAGGUCUAGCCUCCCCAAUCUGUCAGUCUAUCCUCAGGUCGCCGCAGUUCCGCAUGGUGGUAAUGUGCGCCAUUUUGGCAAAUGGUAUCACCACUGCGACGAUGUGCUUCAAACAUGAUGAGAAACCGAGGAACACGUAUUACGACAAUUAUUAUUGGAUCGAGAUCGUUUUCACGAUACUGCUGGACUUGGAGACGCUGUUCAAGAUAUGGUGCCUGGGCUUCCGGAGUUACUAUAAGCAUUCGAUUCACAAGUUCGAACUGCUGCUUGCCAUUGGCACGACUAUACACAUUAUUCCGUUCUUCUAUCUCUCUGGAUUCACUUACUUUCAGGUUCUCAGAGUAGUCCGGCUUAUUAAAGCGUCACCGAUGUUAGAGGACUUUGUUUACAAGAUUUUCGGCCCUGGCAAGAAGCUCGGCAGCCUCAUUAUCUUUACCAUGUGCCUGCUGGUGAUAUCUUCCAGCAUUUCCAUGCAGCUCUUCUGCUUUCUCUGCGAUUUCACCAAGUUUGAAACAUUCCCCGAGGCGUUCAUGUCAAUGUUUCAAAUCCUCACGCAAGAAGCCUGGGUCGACGUCAUGGACGAGACCAUGCUGCGAACUCAUGAGACAAUGGCACCUCUGGUCGCAGUAUAUUUCAUUUUGUAUCAUCUCUUCGUCACAUUGAUCGUGUUGAGUCUCUUCGUCGCGGUGAUCCUUGACAAUCUUGAGCUGGAUGAGGACAUCAAAAAGUUAAAACAGUUAAAAUUUCGCGAACAAAGCGCCGAGAUAAAGGAGAGCCUGCCGUUUAGACUGAGGAUCUUCGAGAAGUUCCCGGACAGUCCGCAGAUGACGUGUCUUCAUAAAGUGCCAUCGGACUUCAAUCUGCCAAAGGUGCGCGAGAGCUUUAUGCGACAAUUCGUACUGGAAGUGGAAGAUGAGGAAAAUGAAGGCGUCAAAAGGAUUAACGAGACCUUUGAUUCGAAAAUAGUGUAUAGAAAACAACGUCCUGUGAAAAUCUUAAACAAUCCGCCGAAGGUUAGAAGCGUCGUCACUAAUCUGAAGAAAGCGGCUGUCAUUUACAUCAUAAAUGAUUCCAAUAAUCAGAGGCUUCUCUUGGGGGACUCUGCUAUGAUCCCAGUACCAGGAAAAGGACUUCUGAAACCACAGGGUACCGUCAGCAGCGCCAAGCAGCUACGCAUCGACCAAAAAAAAUCAAUUAGAAGGAGUGUUCGAAGCGGAUCGAUCAAGCUCAAACAGACGUACGAGCAUCUUGUGGAGAACGGUGAUAUAGGCGGAAUAAACAGAGUCAGUUCGUCGCGCAGCAGGCCGCACGACUUAGAUAUCAAAUUGUUACAAGCCAAGAGGCAGCAGGCGGAAAUGCGAAGGAAUCAACGCGAAGAUGAUUUACGAGAAAAUCAUCCGUUUUUCGAUACGCCGCUGUUCGCUGUACCUCGCGAGAGUAAGUUUCGGAAAUAUUGCCAGUUAUUCGUCUACGCAAGAUACGAUGCGAGAUUGAAGGAUCCUUUAACAGGCAAGGAGAGGAAAGUGCAAUACAAGAGUCUGCACAAUUUUCUCGGUUUAGUGACCUAUCUCGACUGGAUAAUGAUAUUUAUCACGACGCUGUCGUGUAUCUCGAUGAUGUUCGAGACGCCGCGAUAUCGCGUAAUGGAAGUGCCGGCGCUACAGAUCACCGAAUACUGUUUCGUUAUCUGUAUGAGUAUUGAGCUGGCACUCAAGAUUCUGGCGGAUGGCUUAUUUUUCACGCCCAAGGCCUACAUCAAGGAUGUCGCCUCUGUAUUGGACGUCUUUAUUUACAUUGUAAGUCUCGUGUUUUUAUGCUGGAUGCCGAAAAGCGUGCCACCGAAUUCUGGGGCGCAGCUGUUGAUGAUAUUACGAUGCGUCAGACCGUUAAGAAUCUUCACUCUUGUACCACAUAUGAGAAAAGUCGUUUACGAGCUUUGCAGAGGAUUCAAGGAAAUUCUGCUGGUAUCGACGUUACUGAUCCUGCUAAUGUUUGUGUUCGCGAGUUACGGCGUGCAACUAUACGGCGGUCGAUUAGCGAGAUGCAAUGACCCGACGGUCACGAAACGCGAGGACUGCGUCGGUGUGUUCAUGAGGAGGGUGUUCGUGACGAAGAUGAAACUGCGCCCGGGGCAAAACGAGAGUUAUCCGUCCAUAUUAGUACCGCGCGUUUGGGCUAACCCUAAAAGAUUUAACUUUGACAAUAUUGGCGAUGCGAUGAUGGCUCUGUUUGAAGUGCUUUCUUUCAAAGGCUGGCUUGACGUACGGGAUGUUCUUAUCAAGUCUCUUGGUCCUAUUCACGCAAUCUACAUACACAUUUAUAUUUUCCUCGGUUGCAUGAUCGGCUUGACGUUGUUUGUGGGUGUCGUAAUCGCGAAUUACUCUGAGAACAAAGGCACCGCUCUGCUCACAGUCGAUCAGAGGCGAUGGUGUGACUUGAAGAAACGUUUGAAGAUCGCCCAGCCACUGCACUUACCGCCCAGACCGGAUGGCAAGAAGUUUCGGGCUUUUAUCUACGACAUCACACAGAACAUUUAUUUCAAACGAUUCAUCGCCGUGAUGGUGCUGAUAAAUAGCGCCCUACUGUGCGUCUCUUGGAGAAUCGAGGAGCAACACACGGAAGCUCUGGCUACGGUCUCCACGAUUCUGACACUGGUCUUCCUCGUGGAAGUAGUCAUGAAAAUCAUUGCUUUUACACCACGUGGCUAUUGGCAGUCCAGAAGAAACAGAUAUGAUUUGCUCGUGACAGUCGUGGGCGUUAUCUGGAUCAUCGUACACUGCACGAUGAAGAACGAUCUGUCCUACGUGAUCGGAUUUAUGGUUGUGAUCCUUAGGUUCUUCACCAUCACCGGCAAACAUACCACCCUCAAGAUGCUAAUGCUGACGGUCGGUGUGUCCGUUUGCAAGAGCUUCUUCAUCAUAUUCGGCAUGUUUCUCCUUGUCUUCUUUUACGCAUUAGCCGGCACCAUAAUUUUCGGCACCGUCAAGUACGGAGAAGGCAUAGGAAGGCGUGCUAAUUUCGAGUCACCAGUUACCGGGGUGGCGAUGCUCUUUCGCAUAGUGACGGGAGAGGACUGGAACAAAAUUAUGCACGAUUGCAUGGUACAACCACCCUAUUGCACGCCGGCGGAUAAUUACUGGGAAACGGACUGCGGCAAUUUCCACGCUUCUCUAAUUUAUUUUUGUACCUUCUACGUCAUCAUCACUUACAUCGUCUUGAAUCUCUUAGUGGCCAUCAUCAUGGAGAACUUCUCUCUAUUUUAUUCGAAUGAAGAGGACGCGUUAUUGUCGUAUGCCGACAUAAGGAACUUCCAGAACACGUGGAACGUCGUCGAUAACCAUCAGAAAGGUGUUAUACCAGUGAAGCGGGUCAAGUUUAUCUUGCGGUUGUUGAAGGGUAGAUUGGAGACCGAUCCGCAAAAGGAUCGUUUACUCUUCAAAUACAUGUGUUACGAGCUGGAACGAUUGCACAAUGGCGAAGACGUUACCUUCCACGACGUUAUUAACAUGUUAUCGUACCGUUCAGUGGACAUAAGGAAAGCGCUUCAAUUAGAGGAACUGCUCGCGCGAGAGGAGUUUGAGUACAUAAUCGAAGAGGAAGUAGCCAAGCAAACUAUUAGAACUUGGCUGCAGGGCUGCCUGAAAAAAAUACGAGCGAAGCAGCAGAACAGUCUCAUCGCCGGGCUUCGCGCUACAAAUAACGCAGCUGCGACGGCUCAAGAUCAGGAUAAGGGUAAGGAGGAAAAAGGCAAGGAAAUUAGCGUCGAUCGCGAAGAAGAGACUGAAACAAAGGAUGCCGAAGCUCCAAAACACAGGACCAAGAAGCCGUUGGUGCUUCCAAGAUCGGACAGCAUAGGAAGUGCCUCGGGAAGAAAAUAUCUGGCUCCGACGUUGUCGGACCCCGCGUCCGUUCGAUCCGAGAAGGAUAAGAUCGCGGUGUCGAAGAAGAGAAAUAGUAGACCGCCAUCGAUGGUGAAAAAUAAUUUGCCCCAUCUGACAGAAAGUACGGAGCAAAGCAGACAGCAGAGGGAGGCGUUGAACAAUAAAACAACUGCGCCUAAAGUUUCUAGUGUCAUGUUGGAGGUUCGAGAAUGGUGGAAGGAACAAUUAGCCUACAGCAGCGAAUCCAGCGAAGACGAAGUCUGAACUUUCGAAAUCGUCAAGUUAUGGAAUUUUAAACGAUUGUAACAAAUUGAGUGAAGCGGGGAUUCCUACUUUUAGCAGUCGUAAGAAAUGAAUUCUCAGCCUAAGGACUUUACAUUGAGUAGAGAAAAAGAUCUGAGGAAGAAACGCGGUAUGUGCCUAAUAAUUUUAAUUGCUCGCCCGAGCUCGAGGAACUUUAACGCGUUGAGCUUCGCCGUUUCACAAUUCGCCAAUUUUUAUCGCUGAGAACUACAUUAAUAUUUUGCUACGCCGAAAGCAGUGUGCACAGAGCGGGGCUAUAACGUGUUCAAAUCUUUCGUUACACGUUGUUCGCGAAGCUCACCGUGUUAGACGAAUCGAUUUCCUAUAAGAAGAGAGAAUUAUAAUCAUCGAAAUCAUCGAAGUACACACACUCGCGACAUUUCGUAUCAUAUCGAAACGUCACUGCCGUCGAAUAGUUCGCCCACAUGAAAAAUGCUUGAAUCCAACAUCAAUUUGUUCGAAAAUUUCGAUGUGUUAUUGGUAGAGAAUUUUCUGUGCAUCGCUCGCGUACCGUCAUUUAUUCAUCAUCGUGAUUCAACCAUUUGUUAAAGCAAUAUUUCGAGGUAGCUGUAAUUGUAGUAAAUUUUGUACAACACGAAAUUCCAACAAAUAAUCAUCGCGCGAGUGAUAGGUAAAUCGGUGGUGUUGUUAAGAGUAACUGUGAGUACAAUUAGAGCGCAGGACGCGAUCGUAGAUAUUUUUGCCGUGAAGAAGGUCCUGAUUCUGUGUAAAAAAAAAAACAAAAAAAAACCGUUAGGACGUCGCAGAUCGUCGAUUCUUUCCUUCUUACAACAAGAAAUACGUCCCGAAGGCCUGUACUGUAGAUCUACAGUGAUUGAUCUUGAGAGUUGUAAAAAAUUUUAGCGCACGAUCGGUGAUGUUACAUUACCUCUGUUACAACUAGCAGUAACACCGUUACGGAUGUCUUUAAUAAGCAAGACGGUUGUACAGUCGAAGAAAGAGAGAGAGAGAGAGAGCGAGAGAGCGAGUUAGUUGGCCAAGGAUGUAAACUUAUUUUAAAACGAGAAUUGUGUCGAUUAUUGUAUAUGUUGAAGAUAUGAGUGGUAAGCGGAGCAUUUAUACGACUGCCGUAAAUUUUUGUAAUAAAGGCGAUGUGCGAAAAUAAAUUCGUAAGACGAGCCUGUAGCGGAAAACGUGAUUGAUGUUAGUGCAAUAGUACGCAUACGCACACGCACAAUGGGUCGAUAUGUUAUACAUAUACAUAUAUUUACUGAGAGGGGUGGAAAGCGGAUUUAGCGUUGUGAGCCGUAUUACGUUUACAUCACUGUAAUGAAUGGUGAUGAUUGUUGCUAGUUUAUGUGCCAAUGUGCUGUCUUAUCGAGUAUAGGGCAAAUAAAUGUUGUUAGAUAUCAUUA